UAUGCUCGUAAUUGUCAACACCCUAUGUAGAACUUUCGCGUGUGUCAAUAGCCACAGCAUAUUUAGGUGGACGGUUACGGCUGUCGAACCGGUGCCCGGUGGCGCUAUGUUGUUUUGUGUUUUCAGUAUGAAUUUUGGUUUUAGUAUUUCUAAACGUUAACAAAUGUAACAAUUUAGGAACAACAAACCAUUUUUAACAGAAUAGUAAUACGGCAUGUUAUGAUGGACCCCGCUACGACACAAAUGAAUAAAUUUCGAAGUUAUGUUACGACACUGGCAGAUCCAAACUGCAAGGAUGAUCUCAAACUGAAGGCCACACAGGAGAUAAACGAAAAUUUUGAGAUUAUAAUCUCAUCUCCACUGUAUGGCAACUUUUUGGAUCACUCUUUGAAGAUAUUUCUGAAAAUAUUGCAAGAAGGCGAACCACAUUUUAUAGCCGAAUACAACAUUCAACAGGUGCGAAAGCUGAUAUUGGAGAUGCUACAUCGUUUGCCCACCAAUGAUACACUACGACCGUACGUAAAACCGAUACUGUCGUUAAUGUUAAAACUACUCGAACUAGAAAAUGAAGAAAACGUGCUCGUGUGUUUAAAAAUUAUCAUCGAACUUCACAAGCAGUACAGGCCCGCGUUUAACACGGAGAUACAGCACUUCUUGCAGUUCGUCAAGACCAUCUAUUCGGAUUUGCCGAAUCAUAUGAAUAAGAUUUUCGAACCCAAGCCGGCGAUUAAAGUUAAGGAUCUAAGCGAGUUGAAUAUUCUGGAACUGCUGAAGGAGACCUUUACCAUUACCACGAUACAGACCGAGAAUAAGACCAAAGAUGGGACGGCGAUUGUGUAUAAUUUGAUACCGAAAGCUAUACUCUCGCUGAAGGUUUUGCAAGAGCUACCUAUUAUUGUGGUGCUUAUGUAUCAGCUGUACAAGCAAAGCGUGCAUCAGGAUGUUAGCGAUUUUAUUCCGCUGAUAAUGACGACAAUUACUCUUCAACCGUCCCCUCAGCAAAGACAAGCUGACAAUUUUAACAAAGAAAUAUUUGUCGACUUCAUGGGCGCGCAGAUAAAAACCUUGUCGUUUCUCGCCUACAUCAUAAAGAUUUACCAGGAGGUGGUGUCGAACCAUUCGAAUAUGAUGGUUCAGGGCAUGCUGCAGUUACUCGCGCUCUGUCCGAUGGAAGUGGCGCACUUGCGACGAGAGCUGCUUAUAGCGGCGAGGCACAUUUUAGCUACGGAUUUGCGAAACAAAUUUGUGAACCACAUGGAAAAACUGUUCGACGAGGACAUUCUGCUGGGUAGAGGGUGGACUACGCACGAAUCUCUGCGUCCGCUUGCCUAUUCUACGCUGGCUGACUUGGUGCAUCACAUAAGGCAGCAGCUCCCUCUGUCGGAUUUGGCGAGGGCGGUGCACUUGUUCAGCAAGAACGUUCACGACGAUAGCUUAGCGACCACCAUACAGACGAUGUCGUGCAAAUUACUCUUGAAUUUGGUCGAUUGUAUUCGGAUAAGGGCGGAGGCUGAAAAUAGUGCGGAGGGGCGGGAAUUGCUGAUGAGAAUGUUGGAGGUGUUCGUCUUGAAGUUUAAGACUAUAUCAAAGAUUCAGUUGCCGAUUUUAAUGAAUAAGUGCAAACAACUAAAUCAGCAACUGCCCUCAUCACAAGCCCCACAGCUUAACGCGUUUUUAUCCGGCGACGUAAAAGCGGAGCCAGAUUUCAAGACGAAUUCAAACGACUUCUUGGACAACGCCCUGGGCGACAAUCAAAACGCCUCGAAGGAAACCCGCUCUAAAAUUGGGUGCUCGAACUCUCAAAAUAACAACUACAACGUCACCGACUACCGCAGUCUGGUGAACACGCUGGUUCGCGGAGUGAAAACCAUCACUUGGGGAUGUGCCGCUUGCAAGACUGCAAACGCCUCGCCCAUUAUCGGCACGAAACAGUUUCAACCGCACGAAACGCUGGUGUUCGUCCGAUUAGUGAAAUGGGCGCUGAAGGCCUUGGAUAUUUACACUUUGAAUGUCGGCCAACAAGCGCCCGGCAUGCAAAGGCUGAAUCAACAAACCGUUCGAUCCAAAGAGGAAAAGGAGGUUUUGGAACACUUCAGCGGCGUUUUUUCAAUGAUGAAUCCCCAAACAUUUCACGAGAUAUUCUCCACAACCAUAGAGUACCUCGUCGAGCGCGUCUAUCGGAAUAUGACCCUUCAGAUUGUGCCGAAUACUCUUCUGGCCAAUCAAACCACUAGUCCCAUAUUUGCGACGGUUCUCGUUGAGUAUCUACUCGAGCGGAUGGAAGAGAUGGGCUCCAAUUUGGAACGGAGCAAUUUGUACCUUCGCCUGUUCAAGCUUGUUUUCGGUAGCGUCUCGUUGUUCUCCCAAGAGAACGAGAACAUGCUCCGACCGCAUCUUCAUCAAAUUGUGAAUCGGUCAAUGGAGUUGGCUAUGAGUGCAAAGGAACCGUACAACUAUUUCUUGCUACUUCGAGCGCUUUUCCGCUCGAUCGGUGGAGGUAGCCACGAUCUGCUCUAUCAAGAAUUUUUACCGCUACUGCCCAAUCUGCUUGAAGGGUUAAACCGGUUGCAGAGUGGACUACACAAACAGCACAUGAAAGACUUAUUCGUCGAGCUAUGUCUGACCGUGCCGGUACGGCUGAGUUCCCUUUUGCCUUAUUUACCCAUGCUAAUGGAUCCUUUGGUCUCGGCACUGAACGGCUCGCAUAUCUUAAUUAGUCAGGGGUUGCGAACUUUGGAGCUAUGCGUGGAUAAUCUUCAACACGAUUUUUUGUAUGAACACAUUCAGCCAGUUCGGGCGGAUUUAAUGCAGGCACUUUGGCGUACGUUAAGAAAUAACGAUCAGGUGGCCCAAGUGGCUUUCAAGGUCCUGGGCAAAUUCGGCGGAGGAAACAGGAAAAUGAUGAUAGAACCUCAAAAAUUGGAGUACACGACGACAGAUUACGAUCCUCCCGCCAUCAUCGUGGUCUUCCACGAUCAGAAGCACGCGAUAGAGUUUCCAGUCGAAAAGGUGAUUGAAACCGCCUUUAACGCCCUGAAGCAGAGCUCGACGGAUUCGUUCUACCGAAAGCAAGCUUGGGAGGUGAUAAACUGCUUCCUGGCGGCGUCGCUGAAUUUGAACGAUGGGAAGAGCACGUUGCUUAACUUGUUUUUGCAUCGGAGUUUUCUUGAUGACAAUAACAUUGCGCAGUUCAAGGGGUCGUCUUAUAAAUCCUCGUUUGCGCAGUCGCGUAACACGCAUCAAACUGCGUUGACAGGAAUGUUUGUAGCCGCCGCGAUUAAAGAGCUGAGAAUUCCAGUUUUGAAUACCAUGGUAGCGGUGGUCAGGCAUUAUACGAUGGUGGCGGUGGCGCAGCAAGCGGGCGGAUUUGCCAUUACACCAAAACCGAACGAACAAAUCGCACUGGAUCCGCUGGUGCUGAUCGACGCCCUCACUGUAAUAAUGGGCCACGAAGAGAAGGAACUAUGCAAACCCGGGGAUUUGGCGCUCGCCCUCAUGUUGGAAACGGCAACGACACUCCUGGGAUCCAAGGAGAUGGCCUGCAAACUUCCGCUCAUCGAGUACUUGGCCGAGCGAAUGUGCUCCUUGUGCUACGAGAGGGCGUGGUACGCUAAACUCGGCGGGUGCAUCGCGAUCAAGUUUAUGUUCGAGCGGUGCUCGCUGAGGUGGGUCUACGACCACAUGUUCACCUUUCUUAAGGCUUUGCUGUUUGUUAUGAUGGAUCUAACCGGAGAGGUGUCUAGUGGUGCGCUCGACAUGGCGAAGGUAAAUCUUGAAAAAUUGCUGAUCGUCUGUGUGAAACCGCUCGAAGAUGCGGACGCCGUUACGCGAGAAAGACAAAAGAAGGCGCUGUGCAAAGUCACCCACGAGCUCGUUCGGCAAGUUACCAGUCCUCAUGUUUUGGUUCGAGAGCAGUCGAUGGCUUCUUUAAAACUUCUGGCCGAGAAACAAAACAAAACUGUGACGGCUGUGAUGGAACCAUUCCGAGAUGUCCUCGCCGAUAUGGUUCCACCCAAAAAGCAUCUGCUGAAGCACCAGCCGGCCAUUGCUCAAAUGGGCUUAAUGGACGGAAAUAUGUUCUGCACCACUCUCGAUCCUCGUCUAUUCACUAUAGAUAUGAGCAUAAAGGAACACAAUUUGUUCAUCGGCGAUUUGAUAUCGCUCUGCAAUACCGAAGACACAAAGUUGAAUAAUUUCUCGUGUUACAAGGCGAUCACAAAUUUUAAUCCGCUGCGGAUAAGCGCCUUGCGAGUGCUGGCCGCGUGCCACUAUCUCGACGGCGACGUUUGGUGCCAAAUCUUCCAGGUGCUGUACAAAACUUUGGAGAAACCCAAUUCGGAGUUGCAGGAAGUCGCCUUCGAGUGUAUGAAAAAGUUCAUUUCCAGUUAUCAAGUGGAAAAAGACAUGAUUCAUCAAGCGAUGCGUCCGUUACUGCUGACUUUGGGCGAUGUGAAGAAUUUAAGUUUGAACAGUGUAAAAAUGCUAUCGUACCUAACGCAAUUGUUCCCGAACGAGUUCAACGAAAAAUUGUGCCAGCAACUGCUGGAGAUACUCAAAGAGUUGGUCAACAAUCUUGUUCAGAAUCACAAGAGCAUAACCGGAAUUUCGAAAAAGGGCGACGAAGAGCAAAAGAUUGUGACCAUCAUAAAUAUAUUUCAUCAAACACCCGCCGCCUCCGCCAAAUUCAUUAAGCAACUCUGCGUUCUUAUCAUACGAUCGGAGCAGGCGAUGUUCGUCGAGGCCAGUUCGCCAUUUCGCGAGGUCCUGAUGAAGUUUUUACUGCGCUAUCCCGCCGAAACCGUCGAUACGUUCCUGCAGGACGCGCUAAUUAAGGAUCAUCCGUUCAGUAGGUACCUUACCUUUUUACUGAAACACCCCAAUGGUAAAGUGUUCCGUGACCAUAUCCAAACUCUGGAAGUGCGUCGGUUGAUCACGAUGGCCUUGGCUAAUACGCACAUUAGCUUUAAUUUGACUGAAGAUGAACGUAACGAGCUCCAACAUCAGAGUAUUAGAAUCGUGUCGAUUUUAAUCAAACACGAUGAUCAGUGGCUAUCGACGCAGCAGGAGCUUGUCGAAGCUUUGAAACAAAUUUGGUGCAACGAUGAGUAUCAGGAGAGACACAAAAAGGCCGAUACGGUUGAGUACACCCACUGGAAGGAACCAAAGCUGCUAGUGAAAAUACUACUUCACUACUUUUGCCAUCAUCCAACUGACAUCGACUUAUUGUUCCAACUGUUACGGGCCACAUGCGAUCGCUUUAUACCCGACUUUCAGUUUUUAAGGGACUUCCUGGAAAAUACGGUCUCGCAAAAUUACACGCUCGAAUGGAAGAGGUCUGCAUUUUUCCGUUUUGUCGAACAUUUCCCUUUAAAGACCAUGUCUCAGACGCUUAAAGCGAAAGUUUUGCAAUUGGUCCUGAUACCGUGCUUCGCUGUCAGUUUCGAGAGAGGGGAAACCAACAAGCUGAUAGGCAGCAUGCCGGCUCCGUAUCAAGACAGUCCCGAGAACGUGAUGUCGGUGUUUAUUAAUAAAUUGAUCGAUCCGGAUAUUCCGUUUCCGUUCACAGUGUCCGACUGCGUGAGAAUAUCGCUGUUGCAGUUCUCCUGUUUACUGGUCGAGCAGGCCAGUUUGCACAUCCACGAUCACGACGCGAGUAACAAAGCGCAGGGUUUCAAGUUGCGUAAAUUGAUGACGUUCGCCUGGCCGUGUCUCUUGGUUAAAAAUUGCGUCGAUCCGGCGACGCGUUACCACGGACAUCUGCUGCUAUCGCACAUCAUAGACAAGUUCGCAAUUCAUAGAAAGAUUGUUCUUCAGGUUUUCCAUAGCUUACUGAAGGCGCACGCGGUUGAAGCCAGAAGCGUGGUGCGACAGGCGCUCGAGAUUUUGACGCCUUCCAUGCCCGUGCGUAUGGAGGAGGGAAACACGAUGCUGGUGCACUGGACCAAGAAAAUUAUCGUCGAUGAGGGACAUUCCAUGCAGCAGCUCUUUCACAUUCUGCAGUUGGUUGUUAAGCAUUACAAGGUCUACUACCCCGUACGACACCAUCUUGUUCAGCACAUGGUCAAUUCAAUUCAGAGAUUCGGUUUUAGUCCAACCGCAACCUUGGAACAUCGAAAAUUAGCGGUGGAAUUGGCGGAAGUGAUCAUUAAAUGGGAGCUGCACGGAAUUAAAGAGGUGGUCGAUGCAGACAACACGUCCGUUGAAAAUGUACCGAUGAAACGUCCUCCCAUUGACGAAUCCGUGGAGCCUCCGCAAAAGAAACUAGCCGUUCAGCAACCAGGUAUCGCGGGCCCUAGCAGUAGUUUCAUCGUGAAAGCUCAACCGGCGAGCCAAUCCGAGCCCGGGCAGUCGAAGCCGAUCGACCGCUUACACACGGACAACGUUUUAAACUUUUUGCUACGCCUGGCUUGCCAAGUCAACGAUCCCGCCCCUGCGAAUCCCACCAAUCCCGCCGUGAGUAGCCCGGGCGAGCUUCUGUCGAGGCGUUGCGUCAUUCUGCUGAAGACUGCUUUAAAACCGGACGUGUGGCCGCAAGCUCCCGACCUUAAGUUGGUGUUCUUCGACAAAAUCUUGCUGAGCGUCGACACCCCCAAUCCGAAUAUCGGCAAUAUCUGCACGGCCUUGGAGUUACUCACAUUUCUGUUAACUGUAAUGAACAAAGAGCAGAUCUUGCCGAAUUUUAAGCAGCUGCAGCGCGGUUUGGGCGCGUGCAUCACCUCGACUAACGCGAAGAUUAUCAAAUUGAUCCACGGAUUGUUGAGCAAGCUGAUGGCGCUGUUUCCUACGGAACGCGCCAACUCCAACAUGACGUGUAAAUACGAAGAAUUGGAAGUGUUAUAUUCGACCAUUGGAAAAGUCAUCUUCGAGGGACUGUCUAAUUUUGAGAAAAACCCAGACGCGAGCCCUUCCAGCUUAUUCGGAACGUUAAUGAUUUUAAAAGCGGCGUGCAUCAACAACAACUCCUACAUCGAUCUCCUAAUCACCCCCUUCAUGAAGGUACUGCAUCGUCUAGCGAAGGAGCACUUGCAACCGACCACGACGGAAUCGAGUCCGAGUAGGUGUCCGCGCAAUUUGUAAGCGACUAAUCCUUUUUGUACCACAGUGACCAGCGAAUUACUCAUACUGAGCUUGGACUUGGUGAAAACGCGUGUAGUCGUUAUGGGGGUUGAAAUGCGCAAGACCUUCAUCGGUUCUAUACUGGUGGGGCUUAUAGAGAAAACCACAGAUAUUAAAAUUAUGAAGGCGAUAACGAAAAUGCUGGAGGAGUGGAUGAAGAAUAAGAACGUCAUUACUCUCUCACAAGCGCCCAGUCUGAGAGAAAAGUCGAUUCUCUUGGUUAAAAUGAUGCAGUACAUUGAGAAACGGUUUCCUGAUGAUGCCGAGCUGAACGCCCAAUUCUUGGAGCUGGUCAAUUAUGUGUACACAGAUGAACAAUUGAAACAGACCGAGCUGACCUCUAAACUAGAAUCCGCCUUCCUCUCCGGCCUGAGGUGUACCCAACCAAACAUCAGGAUGAAGUUCUUCAAAGUGUUCGACUCGUCCAUGCGUAGAAGAUUGCACGAUCGUCUGCUGUACAUUAUUUGCUCACAAAAUUGGGAUGCGAUCGGCUCCCACUAUUGGAUUAAGCAGUGCAUAGAACUUCUGCUCGCCACUGCCUCGACAGAGUCCAGAAUACAAAUGUCGCACGAGAGCGGCAUUUUGCCGAACAUAACUUCGGUUAUCAGUUCGGCGGAUGCGUUGCAGAAGGAAGAUCUGUUUUCGAUUAAACAGGAUCCGGUUUUAUUCGAAGGGUUUGAAAUUAAAGAGGAAGUGCUAGACAUCGACCGUUCAGAAUCGAACACAAUGGUAGAGGUCGCACUGAACAGAAACGAAAACAUCAGCAAGUUGAUUACGAAGCAUUUCGAGUUCGUAGAGGUCUCAGAAGGGAUAACAACGGAUCGCUUUCUGCUCGCCACCGCUCAACUGUGUCACCUGGACACGGACCUCGCCGAAGAGAUUUGGCUGCAGCUAUUCCCACGCUUGUGGGACGUUCUCGACGAGCAGCAACGCAAUAGUCUCAGCCCGGAGAUACUCGCCUUCAUUACUUCCGGAACUCACAUCAUUCAGAAAGACUGCCACCCAAGCGCGAUCAACACAUUUGUCGAGGCGCUGUCCAGAUGCAAUCCGCCCAUUCAGAUCGCUCCGCCUCUGAUGAAAUACAUCGGGAAGUCGCAUAAUUUGUGGCACAGAAUGGCUUUAGGUCUUGAGCAAAUGUCGUUCGAUCAGACGAGCGGCUCAAAACCCAGCAAUCUCGCUUCGUGCUACGAUUUUGAGCCUGACCAAACGGCUAAAAGUGAACUUCUGGACGCGUUAGGGGAGUUGUACUCGCUGCUGCGCGAGGAGGACCUCUGGGCGGGUCUCUGGCAGAAGCAUGCGCACUACAAGGAGACUAACGUCGCGAUUGCGUUCGAGCAGCACGGGUUUUACGAGCAAGCCCAAGCGGCGUACGAGUCCGCGAUGGCCAAACACAAGCAGGACAACACCUUAGGUCCCCUGCCCGCCCACACUCAGCGAGAAGUACAUCUUUGGACCGAUCACUGGAUAAGAUGCGCGAAGGAGUUGAAUCAGUGGGAUGUGCUGCUCGAAUACUCCAAGAAUGGAGUAUAUGAUCCGUAUACUGUUCUCGAAAGCUCUUGGAGAAUACCCACGUGGGACGUUAUGAAAGAAGCUCUCGCUAACGUCGAGUUUAACUGUCCAAAGGAGUUGGCGUGGAAAGUGACGCUUUAUGGCGGUUUCCUACUAAUUUGCAAUCCGGAAGAGAAACCACUGAAGGUCGCCGAAAGAUACGUCGAAACCGCGACGAUGAUGUGCCUUAAUGAAUGGAGACGCCUACCUCACAUAGUCAGUCACAUCCACCUGCCGUUCCUGCAAGCCGCCCAACAGGUCAUGGAAUUGCAAGAGGCCUACCAAAUCCAUAAGGGCUUAAUGCAAGGCCAUCAGAACUCCUUGCACGACAUGAAGGCCAUCGUUAAAACAUGGCGCAAUCGUCUACCGGUGAUCGCCGACGAUCUCACCCAUUGGAACGACAUUUUCACUUGGAGGCAGCAUCACUAUCAGUUCAUCGUGAAUCACUACGAAAGCUUGAGGGAGUCGAGUCACACGAACUCGAUGUUGGGAGUGCACGCGUCCGCCCAGUCGAUCAUCUACUUCGGCAAAAUCGCCCGAAAGCACAAGCUAACGAACGUCUGUCUGGACUCCUUGAAUAAGAUUUACACGAUUACGAGCGUGCCGAUCGUCGAUUGCUUCCAAAAGAUUCGCCAGCAGGUCAAGUGUUACCUGCAGAUGGCGUCGCUUACGAAUAAAAAUGAGUUACAAGAGGGGCUGGAGGUGAUCAAUAACACUAACGUCAAGUACUUCACUAAGGAAAUGACUGCCGAGUUUUACGCCUUGAAGGGCAUGCUGUAUCAUCUCAGCGGUAAAUCGGACGAGGCGAAUAAGGCGUUUUCUGCCGCAGUACAAAUGCACGACACGUCUGUCAAAGCGUGGGCCCUAUACGGCGAUUACCUAGAGCACGUGUUUACGCGUGACCACAGACAGAUCACUUUGGGCAUUAACGCGAUGACCUGUUUCCUGCACGCAUGUAGACAUCAAAACGAGUCUAAGGCGAGAAAGUACCUGGCAAAGGUUCUGUGGCUGCUCAGUUACGACGACGAAAAGUGCAGUCUAAUGGAAGCUCUAGAUAAAUAUUCGGUUGGGGUUCCGCCGAUUCUCUGGGUACCGUGGAUACCCCAAUUACUCAACUGCCUUGUACAGUACGAGGGGAAUGUUAUUUUGAAUCUGUUACUUCAGGUUGGACGAAUGUUUCCGCAAGCUGUCUAUUUUCCAAUUCGUACUUUGUAUUUAACACUGCGCACCGCAACUGCGCGCAAAACAAAUACAGUACAGCAACAGUCGCAAGAGACCCAUGUAGAUCAAACCCACACAUCCCUAGCAAACCAGAACCAAGACGGCGCGAGCAACGCCAGCACGAUCACGACGGAAGCGUCCGCGAUCAAAGCCACCCCCGCAAUGAUCCGCUGCUCCAAAAUAAUGAAAAUGCAACGUGACAUUCACACGACAGUCCUGUCCAGCUUGGAAGGGAUAGCGGAUCAGAUGGAGUGGUUCAGAGAGAACUGGUACGAGGAGGUCGUGCGGCAACUGCGCCAAGGGCUGGCGAAGUGCUACGCGAUCGCGUUCGAAAAUCGCGAGAGCGUCAACGAAGCCAAAAUCACCCCGCACAUUUUGAACUUUGUCAAAAAACUCGUGUCCACCUUCGGAAUCGGGGUGGAGAACAUAUCGAGCUCGACCAACGUACAGUUCAAUUCGGCCGCCUCCGAGAGUUUGGCGAGGCGCGCGGAGGCCACCUACCAGGAUCCCGUCUUUAAGGAGAUGAAGUUGGAAUUCGCGAAAGACUUUGACUUCUCCCAUUCGGGAGCGAUGCGCCUCCACACGCUGAUAUUUAAGUUGAAGAAAUGGAUUAAGAUCUUGGAGAACCGGUCGAAGAUGCUGAUCCAAUCGUUCCUAAUGGAGGAAAAGUGCAGGUUUCUCUCCAAUUUCACGCUGAAAACCGCCGAGGUCGAGCUGCCGGGCGAGUUUCUGCUACCGAAGCACACCCAUUACUACGUGAGAAUCACCAGGUUCAUGCCGCGGGUCGAUAUCGUUCAAAAGCACAACUGCGCCGCCCGUCGGCUGUACAUACGGGGGCACAACGGAAAAAUCUACCCGUACUUGGUCGUGAAUGACUCGGGCCUCGCCGACGCGCGGCGCGAAGAAAGAGUCCUGCAAGUGCUGAGAAUGCUCAACCACUACCUUGGUAAACACAAGGAGACUUCGAAGAGAUUCUUGCACUUCACCGUGCCCAGAGUCGUCGCCGUGUCUCAGCAGAUUAGACUGAUUGAGGACAAUCCGUCAUCGGUCUCCUUACUGGACAUCUUCAAACAGGGGUGUACAAAGCUGAAUAUCGAGCACGACGCGCCCAUCCAUUACUACUACGAGCGUUUGGCAGCUAUCCAAAGUAGAGGUAUCAAGGCGAGCCACCAGGUGUAUCGUGACAUACUGAAGGGUGUGCAAAACAUAAUGGUACCGAGAAACAUGUUAAGGAAAUGGGCGCUCGCCACUUUUCAAUCGGCCACGGACUAUUGGCAGUUUCGGAAGAUGUUUACCCUACAGUUGUCGUUGGCCUGUUUCGCGGAGUAUGUUUUACAUUUGACCCGCCUUAAUCCCGACAUGAUGUACAUGCAUCAGGAUUCUGGUCUUGUGAAUAUUUCGUAUUUUAAGUUUGACGUCGACGAUAGUACAGGUGAAUUAGACACAACUAGGCCCGUUCCAUUUAGACUGACUCCCAAUAUACUCGAAUUUCUGUCGGCCGUUAGCGUUAACGGCCCCCUAACCGCCGCAAUGAUCGCAACCGCGAGGUGCUUCGUCUAUCCAAAUUUCAAGGUUCAAGCGAUUUUAAAGACGAUAUUGCGAGACGAAAUGGUGCUGUCGCGAAUAAAAAAAUCGGACGACGGCGAAUCGAACAAUCAAGAGAAAUUGACCGAUAGCGAGCAGUUAAUCACGGUUGUAAAUAAGGCAGUGGCGGCGGUCAAUAAUAGACUUAACAGUCUCGCUCAUUUCGACGGAUUGGAUAGCAAAAUCGGAACUUUGGUUGCAGCCGCCAGCAGCCAUGACAAUUUGUGUCGAAUGGAUCCCGCUUGGCAUCCGUGGUUGUGAUGUGUAUAUAUAGACGUUUCUUUUACUUCGUUGUAUAAACGUUUAAUUUAUUGUAAACAAUGUGAUUAUGCAGUAUUAUCACAUCUCUAGCGCU
Photinus pyralis (common eastern firefly) is the source of this 11824-nucleotide messenger RNA. RefSeq names its product transcription-associated protein 1 (gene Nipped-A). The record is from RefSeq and is a predicted model, not a curated record. Gene Ontology annotation, molecular function: transcription coregulator activity; protein binding. Gene Ontology annotation, biological process: DNA repair; regulation of DNA-templated transcription. Gene Ontology annotation, cellular component: SAGA complex; NuA4 histone acetyltransferase complex; nucleus. The transcript has 47 exons. Lineage: Eukaryota; Metazoa; Arthropoda; Insecta; Coleoptera; Lampyridae.